UCGUCCAAAAUACUGUGCUAUGGAUCUACUUUUCAGCAUUUAUUUCUGACUAAUCAACUCAUUUUCUCAUGCUCUCUUGUCUCUCUGCAGCAGACGUAUAGAGAGCAAUAUGUUUAGAACAUUAAAUCACAAUAAAACCAGCAGUGUCGAAUCCCAAUACAUAUUCAAUUGGCACCUACGUUUCGUGAUAAUAUCGUGACGUCCCUGGCAAUUCCCAGCUCUAGUCAACAAGGUGUUUGACUAGGUCUUCAGAUUAGGAUGAUUUAUAGAUGUAGCAGUGUGCUGUGCAGGAUUUACAAAUUGUAGCCCAGUUGUUUCUAAGGCUACAUUUAGUCCUGUCAUCUGGAUCAUUGGGGUCACACAGCCAUGCCCAGUGUUGCUGCAUCAGAAAUGAAAGAGUUCAAAGAAGCUAGCAUAAGAAGGCACGCCUACAACCAGUUUGGAUCUGGCAAUGGGAAUAUUCUGUUGCAAAGGUUGUGGUUUCUAGUCCCCUUACAGGUUCCUUUGUUUGUAUGGUAGUUGGCUAUUUAAACAGUGUUGUGAAACUGUAAAGGAGGCAUUCACAAACUAGGAGUAGAUACAAUUAAUGUUGCUUGUUUUGUUACAUUUCGCUACACGUCAAGUAAGUAAAGCACACAAUGCCCAGUCACUGGUAACCAGUUGCCAAGUUUAAAUCUCUUAAACUGUUUGCAUCCGGUGUGGUGAGAACAUUGCUGUUGCUGUGGAAACGGUAGGGUCUAAUUAUUGGUUGUCUUUGUCAUUGUGGCUGGAAUACUCUCUGUGGUAUUUUUGUGUUCCCUCUCUCUGGCUCCUCCAAGCCCUCUUCUCUCUUUAGGGACUUCUGUCUCAUCACUGAUUUACGUCAGUAUAUGUCCCACUCACUUUUAGCCCCUCUAAUGCUGUACCACUCGUAUGAUGGUCUCAUCCCUCCCUUGAGACCCUUCCCAGGAAAAUAACAACUUUAAACACACAUGUUGGAGCCCUGCAGUCUGUGGGCCGGGGCUAGCUAGCUUGAGCAAAAGCAGAUGUUUCUAGAUGGUGGAAGUUUGAACGAGUGCAGACAUGCAGUGGUAAGUGCUACCUCGUCUCCCUGAUGUUGAGUGGCUCCUCCAGGAUAUGUGGGUUUGGGAUAGCGAUCAAACGCCAAGUGUUCCUAGCUCGGCGUGUUAGUCGUCUGUGUUCUACAACACUGUUACUUCUGUCUUCCAGUUUACCCUUCAAAAGCCGCCCCACAGCAACACAUUCCCCGCUGCUCUUUUAGAUGGAUCAUAUUCUGUGGUAUGUUCCUAGCCACGGGGACCCGUAGCACAAAGACAGAUUCUCACAGGUACCACAUGUAUAUGAGAAGGCUAUUUUGUUACGCACAAGCCAGCGGUAACCUUAAGAUGGGGGUGGUGGUAAUAUGGAGUGGUUUAUAUUCACAGGAAAAGAGAGCAGUUUACUGGAAUAUGGGUGUUUUUUCCAUCCGUUUUCUAAUUGCCUCUUGGUUCCUGUUCUCCCCCGAGGUGUGUCAUUACAAACUGCCGGCCUCAAAGAAUGGCCUGUUGACUGCAUCAAAAAGGCCUGGAGGGUCUUGGAUGGAACUAAUUUAGAUGGGUACCAAAUGGUGUUCCUUUACUGUUGGGCUUAGUUAGUAAUAUUGUAAGAAGGCAAGUGCAGUAUUUAGUUGGUUGGUUUAUUCACUGGAUCAGUUGUGGUUAACGGUGGUUAUCCUGGAGAAAAUUAUAACCCUUUUACAUCAUGUUCUUGAAAUGCCACUAUGGAGGUGUUAUCUACUGUUUUACUCGUCAAAUGCCCUUUGGGGCAUUUCCAUCGGCUAACUAAAAUCCUAUAACGUUGCAUAUUGUUCGCUUACUCUUUUAAUCAAAUUGGUGUGGGGAAUGGGAAAUUUAAAAAAUACUAUUUACCUUGGCUGUGUUGAUGUCCUCUAUUGCAUUCCUCAAGGAUGGGAGAGGGUGGGGGCAUGGGGAUGAAUGGAACCUAUUCAGCACAUGCAAAUAUGUUUCCCCCCCAUUUUCUACAUGCAUGUUGUUCCUUUGGCCUCUGUUUCCCAAUGUAAGCUAAUUAGGAAAAAUAUAGUAAAGAGCCUGUUUUUGAUCAUUGCAGUCGCCAUUAGCAAACGUUGUUAGGUAGCCAGCACAUCCCUAGUCACGUCCUCAGAGCAUGUGCAGACCAGCUGGCUGGUGUGUUUACGGACAUAUUCAGUCUCUCCCUAUCCCAGUCUACAGUCUCCACAUGCUUCAAGAUGGCCACCAUUGUUCCUGUUCCCAAGAAAGCUAAGGUAACUGAACUAAAUGACUAUUGCCCUGUAGCACUCACUUCUGUCAUCAUGAAGUGCUUUGAGAGACUAGUCAAGGAUCAAAUCACCCUACCGGUCACUCUAGACCCACUUUAAUUUUCUUACCGCCCCAAUCGGUUCACAGACGAUGAAAUCGCCGUCACACUGCCCUGUCCCAUCUGGACAAGAGGAAUACCUAUAUGAGAAUGCUGUUCAUUGACUGUAGCUCAGCAUUCAAUACCAUAGUACCUUCCAAGCGCAUCAUUAAGCUCGAUGCCCUGGGUCAUUGGGUGCUGGACUUCCUGGUGGGCUGCCCACAGGGGGUGAAGGUAGGAAACAUCUCCACUUUGCUGUGGGGCCCCUCAAGGGUGUGUUCUCAGCCCCCUCCUGUACUCCCUGUUCACCCAUGACUGCGUGGCCAUGCACGCCUUCAACUCAGUCAUUAAGUUUGCAGACGACACAAUAGUAGUAGGCUUGAUCACCAACAACGACGAGACAGCCUACAGGGAGGAGGUGAGUGUUGUCAGGAAAAUAAUAUUUUACUCAAUGUCAACAAAACAAAGGAGAUGAUCGUGGACUUCGGGGAAACUGCAGAAGAAGCACCCCCCUGUCCACAUCGAUGGGACAGCAGUGGAGAAAGUGGAAAGUUAAGUUCCUCAGUGUACAUAUCAUGGACAAACUGAAAUGGUCCACCCACACAGACCAUGUGGUGAAGGUGGCAAAAUUGCACCGCCCACAACCGCAGGCCUCUCCAGAGGGUUGUGCAGUCUGCACAACGCAUUACCGCGGGCAAUCUACCUGCCCUCCAGGACACCUACAGCACCCGAUGUCACAGGAAGGCCAAAUAUUAUCAAGGAAAACAACCACCUGAGCCACUGCCUGUUCACCCCGAUACCAUCUAGCAGGCGAGGUCAGUACAGGUGCAUCAAAGUUGGGACCAAGAGACUGAAAAACAGCUUCUAUCUCAAGGCCAUCAGACUGUUAAAUAUCCAUCACUAACACAGAGGCUGCUGCCUACAUACAGACUUGAAAUCAUUGGCCACUUGAGUAAAUGGAGCACUUGUCACUUUAAUGAUGCCAUUUUAAUAAUGUUUACAUAUCUAGCAUUACUCAUAGAAUACAGUAUAUACAUAUGAUAUCUAUUGCAUCGUAGCCUAUGCCGCUCUGUCAUUGCUCAUCCAUAUAUUUAUAUUCUUAUUCCAUUCCUUUACUUAGACUUGUGUGUUAGGUAUUUGUUGUGGAAUUGUUAGAUAUUACUGCACUGUCAGAAAUGGAAGCACAAGCAUUUUGCUACUUUCGCAAUAACAUUGCUAACCAUGUGUAUGUGACCAAUAACAUUUGAUUUGAUAUACGUUAUGAGCUAGAUUUAAACUCACAGCAGCCCAGACCUAGUGGCUCCAAGAGGCAAAGCAUUGAGUUGCCGUUCUUAAUUAAGGCGUCAUAACUGGUUUCGCAAAUAUUGUGUGCAGCUUGGUAAUUGCUGGGAGAAAUGUACACCUAGCUGUUGGUCCGAGGAGAAUCAGCCUUUUCUGUGUUCAGGCCAAAAGUCAGGAGUUUGGUUUGGCCUAGCAGCUCACCUCACCUGGUGCCACAGGCUAGGGUUCCUAUGGUGACGGAGUGACAUUCAAGGCUGCCCCGGUACCGGCCCCAUUCUUGAGGUGUAAUUGUCUCCUGCUCGCCUGUUAACUCUUAAAAGAGGAUCAGACGAGCUUUUCUCCUGCGCCUCAAACGUACCCAAUAUAAUGACCUGCGCCACAGCCAAUGGCAAUGACAGCAAGAAGUUCAAAGGUGACAUAAGGAGCCCGGGCAUCCCGUCGCGUGUAAUCCACAUGCGCAAGCUCCCCGACGACAUCAACGAGGCUGAGGUCAUCUCCCUGGGCCUGUCCUUUGGUAAAGUCACCAACCUGCUCAUGCUCAAAGGAAAAAACCAGGCCUUCGUAGAGAUGAACACGGAGGACGCGGCCCAGGCCAUGGUCAGCUAUUAUGCCUCUGUGACGCCUGUCAUCCGCAACCAUCCCAUCUUCCUGCAGUACUCCAACCACCAGGAGCUCAAGACUGACAACUCCCCCAACCAAGUGAGAGCCCAGGCGGCACUGCAGGCGGUGAAUGUAUUGCAGACGGGGGGCAUGCCCAUGGCAGGGGUGGAUGCCUCGGCCGGCAUGAGUGGGGCCAGCCCCGUCCUGCGUGUCAUAGUGGAGAACCUCUUCUACCCCGUCACCCUAGACGUGCUGCAUCAGAUCUUCUCCAAGUUCGGAGCGGUGCUGAAGAUCAUUACUUUCACCAAAAACAACCAGUUCCAGGCCCUGCUGCAGUACUCUGACGGCCUGACUGCUCAGCACACAAAACUUUCUUUAGAUGGGCAGAACAUCUACAACGCCUGCUGCACCCUCCGCAUCAACUUCUCCAAGCUGACCAGCCUGAAUGUGAAGUACAACAAUGACAAGAGCCGGGACUACACGCGUCCCGACCUGCCCACGGGGGACAGCCAUCCCUCAAUCGACCACCAGGCUAUGGCUGCAGCCUUCGGUGAGUACUAUGGUCCUCCCGGGAUUAUCUCGGCCAACCCAUAUGCGGGAGCUCACGCCUUCCCCCCAGCCUUCACCAUUCAGCAAGCUGCAGGCCUGACGAUGCAGGGGGUUCCUGGAGGCCUGGCCCAUCUGACCAUGCCUGGGGCUGCAGCGGCUGCAGGCAGAAUGGGCUUCCACCAACUCACCGGUGGCAACUGUGUUCUGCUGCUCAGUAACCUCAACCCAGAGAGAGUUACGCCCCAAUGCCUCUUUAUUCUUUUCGGUGUAUAUGGUGAUGUAAUGAGAGUGAAGAUCCUGUUCAACAAGAAGGAGAACGCUCUGAUCCAGAUGUCUGAUGGGACUCAGGCGCAGCUAGCAAUGAGCCACCUGAAUGGCCAGAGGCUACACGGGACAGCGCUGCGAGUCACCCUGUCCAAACACACCAACGUUCAGCUGCCCCGUGAGGGCCACGAGGACCAGGGCCUGACAAAGGACUACAGCAACUCCCCUCUGCACCGCUUCAAGAAGCCCGGCUCCAAGAACUACUCAAACAUAUUCCCUCCCUCAGUCACCCUGCACCUCUCAAACAUCCCUCCCUCUGUGGUUGAGGAUGACCUUAAGAUGCUGUUUGCGAGCUCUGGUGCAAUGGUCAAGGCCUUCAAGUUCUUCCAGAAAGACCGCAAGAUGGCUUUGGUCCAGAUGGACUCAGUGGAGGAGGCCAUCGAGUCCCUUAUCAAGUUCCAUAAUCACGACCUGGGCGAGAACCACCACCUGAGGGUGUCCUUCUCCAAAUCCACUAUCUGAGGGGGCAGCCCAAAACGCUACUGCUAACGGGCCGUAGUGAGUUGUGGUGACUCGGCUCUUCACUAGUAGCCUCAACCACAGAAUUCACUUACAUCAUUCCUAGUAUAUGAUAUUUAUAUACACAAAGCUAUAUACAUUGACCUAUGGAAAAAGUAAUUUAACACCUGGUUUUACUGGGGUUUUACAUUCUUAGUUUUCUAUUAUCUUGCCUUUUUGAGGUGAAUGAAUUCCUUGCUCUGUCUCUCUGCACAGACACAAGUAGUUUACACUUGCCUUUCUGAGUCUGACUAAAGACACUCACCUAGCCUAAACUUCAGCCUACUGGAAAGUUCCAUUUGCCUUUGGGGUCCAGUACCACUAGGCACUGAGGUACUUCUGUGAUGCCUCAUGUCCUCUUUGCCUUCUGAUGUUUUCUGUGCCUUACUAAAGAAGUCUUACGUCCUUCAAAUUUAUAUUUUGGGCAUUUUACAAGAUAAUUGUUUUGGCCAUCUUCCCCUCUCAAACCCUUUGUUUGCAAAGACCAGGUUUACAGCUGAUUUAUGGGUUUACCAUUUUGUAUGAAAUGUAUUACAAGGUUGUCCAUUCCCCCCCCCAUAUAUCAUGAAGGUGUCUUUUAUCAUUUUUUUGACUUGUUUUAAAGCACCCUCUUGUUUUAAAAGUUGAGAACUAGUUGCAAGAUUCAAUCCACAAUGCUAUAUAUACAUACACGCCGGUACAAUGGGUUAUGUGAUUCAUAUUCCUAGUCUUGUUUAAUGUAUCUCUGGAUGUAGGUUGUUUAGAAUUUUCUGAAAUGUAUGCAAUCAUUUUUGUACAAAUCCAAUAUUGGCCACAAUUGUUAUUCCAAUAUACUGUUGGUUGUAGACAGGUCUUGGUCAGUGGUUGCCUUAACCACUGUGCCUUUGCAAAAGGUCUAUUGGCUGAGCUUUCCUGAUAAAAGUGUAUUGUUUAUGAUUUUUGUCCUAAUUGCUUGCCUCCCUCUGAUGCAGUGACUGUUUGAUUUAGUACAUUUGUACAACUUCUGUCAUACACUUCAGCUCAAAACCAAAUGAGGCUUUUUUGCAAGUUAUUGUAGCUAACAUGAGACUCACAGCUUUAUUCAUAGUUCACUACCAGUGUGGGAGUCUGCCCGCACAUUGUUGCACAUUUACAAGGCUCUUUUGAGUCUUACACAUAUGCAGACUAUUUGCGACUGUGCUGCUGUGAUCUAUGAAUUAAGCUUCUCAGUUCGUCAUUCAUCUUGGCAUUAAACUGUCAUAUCAUUUACAAUUGCGUCUAAGAACGAAUGAUGGUCAUUUUACAUGUUAAGAAAUGUGUGAAUAUUUUCAAAAGUCUGUCACUCAUAAGUGUUCACAAAGGCCUUCUCAUGAGGGGUUAGUAGACUUAUGUUACAGGGCUGUAACUUACUUCAUUCAGUCAAUGCUAAAAGCGGCUAUAUGGCACCCUCUCUGUCAUGGUAGUCUAGGAACUGGACUCGUCUGGACAACGUGCCUCUCAAUUUGAGAUCCAUUUAGCAAUUUUUGGACAGGUGCUUUUCAAACGUUGGGGCCUUUUUUUGGUCUGUUGUAAUGAAUGUGUUGUUUCUGGCUUACAAGCCCUCAGACUUGUAGGAAUUGCACACGUCAGACAACUAUACGUCAGCAGUGACGCUAUACGCUGGCUACAUUGAUGGACACGUUGUAGACCACUUAUGAAUAGUUAUUUGAAAGGUCGGUAUUAAUACAUAGAUAUUUCACUUGUGCAUCAUUUUCUGUUGGAAAUGUUGAGUAAGUGGUUCUUUUAGUUUUUCACAAUUUAGUUGUGCAUCAACUCCUCAGUUUCUCCCAAUGUUGACCUGGUGCAAAAGCAAUAAUAGAAUUUCAGCGUCAUAGGGCUCAGCCGUUUUGUUCAAUCACUUGAGGUUCCUUGACCAUAUCAGUUUAUUACAUGCUAACCUAUGCAUGGACUCCAAUGUAGAAGAAUCACAAUUUGUAGACAACUCAACCUGACUUAAGGAUAAGUGACACUUGCUUCUAUAUCAAUAUGUAGCAUGUGUUGACAAUAAAGCCCUUUUACGUACUUUGCAUACCCCAGGCCAUAGCAAGAGUGGGUUUACCAAUUAUGCAAAAUUGCAAAGCAUUUAAAAUAAUUACAACCUCGAUCACUAAAGAUGGCAGAUUUUCUUCAAGGUGAUGUUGCUUGCUGGGAGGGUUGGGAUGAAAAGCUGUGUAUAAUGAUUUUCUUUUUCUUUUUGUACCACAAAAAGUAUCUAUUCAGAAGCAAUAUAGGUUUUAUAUCAAUGAAACAUUAAUAUUUUGAUUAUAGCUUGGGACCAUUCUUGAGCCUCUCAGUUAAGUGUCAUAGAAAACAAAUGACAUUUGUUUUGUAACACAAAUGUAAAUUAUUUUGUCAUUGUGUAGUGUUCUGUAUAGCUCACACUUUCCUGGUUCUUGUGCCUUCAAUAAAUAUUUUCUCUGCUUUUUA
Molecule: messenger RNA, 8049 nt
Organism: Oncorhynchus nerka (sockeye salmon)
Lineage: Eukaryota; Metazoa; Chordata; Actinopteri; Salmoniformes; Salmonidae
Product: polypyrimidine tract-binding protein 1-like
Exons: 14
Coding region: 4021-5589 (522 amino acids)
Biological process (GO): regulation of RNA splicing; mRNA processing; regulation of cell differentiation
Cellular component (GO): nucleus
Molecular function (GO): mRNA binding
Source: RefSeq, a predicted model, not a curated record